Messenger RNA from Cornus florida, 926 nucleotides. Its product is annotated as cyclin-P3-1. Gene Ontology annotation, biological process: regulation of cyclin-dependent protein serine/threonine kinase activity. NCBI's taxonomy places the organism in Eukaryota, Viridiplantae, Streptophyta, Magnoliopsida, Cornales, Cornaceae. The coding region runs from base 35 to 700 and encodes 221 amino acids. Gene Ontology annotation, molecular function: protein kinase binding. The transcript is spliced from 2 exons. The record is from RefSeq and is a predicted model, not a curated record.
UCACUAUAUUUAUAUUUUGCAGCUAAAACUAGACAUGGGAACAACACAAGAACUCAAUGGCAAGGCCUUAAAUUCAAAAUUGGGAUUGCUUGAACAUGGCAAUGGAGUCUCAGGACCUCCAAAGGUCCUAUCCCUUCUUUCUUCAGUUCUUGAAAGAACCAUUCAGAAGAAUGAAAGGUCACUCAAGGCAUCAACAAAGAAAGAUGUGGUCACCAUCUUUCAUGGCUCAAGAGCACCUGCCAUGACCAUUAGACAGUACGCCGACCGCAUCUUCAAGUACUCAACCUGCAGCCCCUCAUGCUUUGUUGUUGCAUACAUAUAUAUGGAUAGAUUCCUUCAAACGACGAAUGCUCAUCUCACUUCUCUCAAUCUUCAUCGCCUUCUAAUCACCGGUGUUAUGUUAGCUGCUAAAUUUCUUGAUGAUGAGGGUUACAACAAUGCCCAUUUUGCCAAAGUGGGAGGAAUAAGCACUAAAGAGAUAAACGAGUUAGAAAUGAAGUUCCUGUUUAGUAUAGAUUUCAGACUACAUGUAACUCUGGAGACUUUCAAUAAGUACUGUUUGGAGCUAGAGGAAGAAGCUACUGCAAAGAGCCGGAUUGGUGGAUCAAUUCCGGUUUCUGGAUCGAGACAUGGCCGGCAAAACAAUGACAAAUUCAAACGUGCACCAACCAUUGAAGGGCAGAGUUGUACAACCGUUUGAAUAUAUAUGCUCAAUGUGAUCCAAACAGAUCAUAAUAGGAAUAAAUAGUAUAUAUAGUCAUGUACAACAGAUUAUGACUUGGUUAAUUUGAUGAGAAGAAGGAGCAAACACCUACCCUUUUUCUGCCCAUAUCGAAUUUCUGUAAGUAAUUUGUAAUUUACCUUGUCACUGUCAUUCAAAUCAUUAAAUAAGAGUACUAAAUUUAAGUUGUAGAAAAUUAUAUAAA